Molecule: messenger RNA, 3697 nt
Organism: Vicia villosa (hairy vetch)
Lineage: Eukaryota; Viridiplantae; Streptophyta; Magnoliopsida; Fabales; Fabaceae
Product: putative pentatricopeptide repeat-containing protein At1g12700, mitochondrial
Exons: 5
Coding region: 42-1766 (574 amino acids)
Molecular function (GO): protein binding
Source: RefSeq, a predicted model, not a curated record
GUCACAAAUUCAACUCGCUUCGUGACUCACACAAACACACGAUGCGAACAAGAACUUCACUCUCUUCCUGUUUUCUUCGUCUCCAACACUUCUCUUCAACAAUCUCUAACACCAUUAACAACAACAACCCUACAACCAGAACCCACCUCUUGAACUCCAUCAGAACCCUCCCAAACCUCACCACCGCCGUCACAUUCUUCCACCAAAUGCUCUCAAUGAAACCCUCCCCUCACAUCAAAGACUUCAAUUUCCUAUUCACCUUCAUCACCAAAACCAAAAACUACACAACAACCAUUUCCCUUAUCAAACAAGCUCACUCCUUUGGUGUUACCCCAGACACAUACACUCUCAACAUCCUCAUCAACUCUCUCUGCCAUUUGGGUCACACUUCCUUCGCCUUCUCCGUUUUCGGCCUAAUGCUCAAAACAGGCCUAAACCCCACUAUCGUAACCCUCAACACCAUUGUUAACGGGCUUUGUGUAGAAGGAAAACUGACACAAGCUUUGAAUUUUACCCGCCACAUGGAGAAUGCGGGUUAUCAACCUAAUGGAUACACUUUUGGAGCGUUGGUUAAUGGUUUGUGUAAAAUCGGAGACAUGGGUAAUGCUGUUGUUUGUCUUAGGAAUAUGAUUGAGAGAAACUUUGAACCGAAUGUUGUUGUUUAUAAUGCUAUCGUGGAUGGUUUUUGCAAAGGAGGGUUUGUUUCAGAGGCUUUGGAUUUGUUCAGAGAAAUGAAUGAAAAAGGUGUAAACCCUAGUUUGGUUACUUAUAAUUGUUUAAUUCAAGGGCUUUGUUGGAAUUUUCGAUGGAAAGAUGUUUAUUUUUUGUUGAAUGAGAUGAUGGAGAAGGGGAUAAUGCCUGAUGUUCAAACUUUUACUAUUUUGGUGGAUGGUUUUUGUAAAGAAGGGUUGAUUUUGGAGGCUAAGAGUGUGAUCUGUUUCAUGGUGCAAAUGGGGGAGGAGCCUAAUGUUGUGACUUAUAACUCGUUGAUUGGUGGUUAUUGUUUGAUGAAUCGAAUGGAUGAAGCUAUGAAGGUUUUUGAUUUGAUGGUUUUGAGGAAGUGUUUGCCUAGUAUUGUGACUUAUAAUUCAUUGAUUCAUGGUUGGUGUAAGGUCAAAGAUGUUGAUAAAGCUAUGUGUUUGUUGAGUGAGAUGGUUAGUGAAGGUUUCUGUCCUGAUGUUGUGACAUGGACAACGCUUGUUGGGGGGUUUUGUGAAGUUGGUAAACCUCUGGCUGCGAAAGAGUUGUUCUUUACGAUGAAGGAAUAUGGUUUGGUUCCUAAUCUCUUGACUUGUGCUGUUGUAUUGGAUGGUUUGAUUAAGUGUUAUUUUCGUUUUGAGGCGAUGUUGUUGUUUAGAGUUAUGGAGGAGAGUGAUUUAGAUCUUGAUAUUGUCAUUUAUAAUGUUAUGAUUGAUGGUUUAUGUAAAGAUGGAAAGUUGAGUGAUGCAAAGAAGAUUCUUGCGCGGCUUUUGGUUAAAGGGUUGAGAUUCGAUUCGUAUACUUAUAAUAUAAUGAUUGGAGGUUUGUGUAGAGAAGGGUUGUUGGAUGAUGCUGAAGACUUGCUGAGGAAAAUGGAAGAGAAUGGAUGUUCACCUAAUGCAUGCUCUUAUAAUGUGUUUGUUCAGGGAUUGCUGCGAAAAAGUGAUUUUUUAAGGUCAAGUAAGUACCUUCAAAUAAUGAAAGGCAAAGGAUUUGCAGUGGAUGCUACUACCACGGAGUUGCUUAUAGGCUUUUAUUCUGCUGAUAAAGAAAGUAAUGCAUUUUGAGAGUUGAUGCAGAACCUAUUUGAUCAGAUGCUAUGCUAUAAAGGAAUAGGGCAAGCAUGAUAUGAUGUUUAUACAUGAAGAUCCAAUCUGGGUUAUGAUAAUGAUGAGAUUCUAAACUGUAACUGAUCAAAGAGUUCAGAGCUGGCUAUUCUGGCCAAGAGAUUAGCACAAUUCAAUGCAAACAAAAAGAAGUCAUUGCUGUGCUAAAUUGCAAUUGCAUGUUUAUGGGAGAGAUGCAAUUGUAUGUCUGAUGUUCAUACAAGUGAAGCUCUCACAGAAAUUGAAAAAUUGUGAAAGAGAGAAACACGGAAUGACUGAAAGAGAGAAAUAAACCGAUUCAACUAGUCAGAUUUGAUUUCAAAUGCAUGAUUUUACAGGCUCAUAGAUAAACUCAAGCUGAUCAAGGAAGCAAAAUGGCUCUCAUGUUAUGAAAGAACACAGAUAGCUCAUACUUAACUAUUUACAACAAUUAAGUUCAAUGUUGAUGUCCUUGGAGCAGCUGAAUAAUUGUUGGUGGGUUUUGUGAAGUUGGUAAACCUUUGGCUGCUAAAGAGUUGUUCUUUACUAUGAGGGAAUAUGAUUUGGUUCCUAAUCUCUUGACCUGUGCUCUGUUGUACUUGUAUUGGAUGGGUUGGCUAGUUUUUGAAUAAUUGUAACGUUUUGGGGUAAAAUACAGGUAUAUUUCUUCAGAUUGUGGAGCACUUGGGAUCAUUCAUGACGAGCAAGGGUUUGCAAAAUCAGCACAGGAUGUUGUAACCGAAGUUACGCAAGCAGGUUUGCAUCGCGUUGAAUAUCAUUUGCAUCAUAAUUAUAAAUUUAUAAUAGGGAUAUUCACAUGUUUUUGGCCCACCAGUUGUACUAUGCUACUAGUACUAGCCAUUUGUCUCUCAGUGUACACCAACACUCUGUUCAAUUCUGUUUUCUAUGCUCAUGGGAUGGAUUUGGAAUGGAGAACUUAUUUGACAGACCAUACAUAAUCGGCAGUGCAGCAUAAAAAUUACCUAUUAAACAAAUCGACAGAGCCCUUCAUAAUUUAUUUUCAAUUAGAAUAAGGCUAUGCCUAUUUAAUAGAAAUCCAACCAAGCUUCCAUUUGAUAUGAUUUUCCCCAACCGUGCUUGUUCCUUUUAAAGUAGACUGCUUCACUUCUUCCACUUCCAAAAACAAGUAGUAUUUCCUUACCAAUGAUAGGUCAUAAUGUCAAUGCUUCUCUUUUAACUCUUCUAGAAAACUAUGCUAGUCCUCUUUGUAAAUACAUUACUACAAUACUACGUUAAGAACAAUGUUGCUGAGGAUACCACAUCAAAAGCCAGUGCUGUAAAUUCUAAAGACAGAACAAGCAUACACAUAUCAGCAAGCAAUGAAUGGAAUUAGGAAGGUAUUAAUCAACACAAAAGAAAGCAUUUCUCAUGAGAAGCCGACCACUUUACUUGAGGCAGCAAAGCAGCGGGAACUUGGUGGAACAUUGCAAAAUGAACCAGGCAUAAAUGUUAAGAAACUGAUGUCAAAUUCAGUAGAACUCAAAGAAAAUACAUGGCAAGAAGUUCGCAGAGAAGUUUGCAGAGCUGACAGGCAGUGAUAUUUUCAAGGGAAAUGUUACUCCCAAAUCAGAGGAAAAACCACUAAGCAUGGUGGCAAAUCUUAGAGAAAUAGCUGGCAGUUGAUUUAUUUGCCGUGUGCAUUUUAUCCAUAUGUAAUUGACUUAUUUUUGAAAAAUUGUGAAAGAGAGAAACAAACAUAUUCAACUAGUCAGAUAUGAUUUCAACAUCCACCAACAGUUGUUUUGGCUUUCACUUUGAAGAUUUCGUUUAUGGUGCAGUCUUAACUUUAUACCUUCCUAUUUUAAUUAAGGUUUUAUGGCUUUUCAUAUCUCUUCCAUUUCAGCUUUCACAAAUUAUAGAUAUGUUAUAACAGCAAAAAAGUUAGCAUGAUA